Molecule: messenger RNA, 1132 nt
Organism: Fragaria vesca subsp. vesca
Lineage: Eukaryota; Viridiplantae; Streptophyta; Magnoliopsida; Rosales; Rosaceae
Product: hexokinase-like
Exons: 5
Coding region: 401-730 (109 amino acids)
Molecular function (GO): mRNA binding; metal ion binding
Source: RefSeq, a predicted model, not a curated record
UUUGGUUUAAAGGGACAUGGCAUGGCCACAUGGACAUGUAGCUUUAUUCUUGAUGGAGAUUGCCGUGCUCAAAGGAGAUUCGACUUGUCAUCAAUGGGCGGUCUACCCUCAAUGGUCGGCCGAAGCUGGAAGCUUGUUAGUAAAGCGCGAUAGUUGAGCAUGCCACACCAAUUAAGCUAGACCAAUAAAUAUGGAAUUGGAGGGUGUUUGCAUCAUUAGCCUCCCGUUCAGUGCUAUUCAUGGCAGUUGAUCCUAUCAUCCUAAUUUACAAUAUACUAAUUCUGAGUUGGGAAAACACUGUUCAUUUACUCUAGUAGUGGGCCUCAGACCUUUCUUCUGCCAUUUAUCCCAAUCAGCCCAAGACUGUUUUGGGCCCAAAACAAAUGCCGACUCACUUCUAAUGCUCCAAAUCAAAGUCAAUCCUUCCCUUCCUCAUCUUGACUCGACCUCAUCCGAAAACACACAAGAAACAACACAAGAAAGGCCUUUGCACCAAAACCGAAACACAGCUGCCGUCUUGCUCAUAGUCGUCUUCCAGAUAGCUGACGUCGAACCGGCCAUCAACAUGGAGUGGGGUAACUUUCGUUCAUCACACCUUCCCCUUACACAAUAUGAUCAGGCUCUUGAUGCCGACAGUUUGAACCCUGGAGAGCAGAUCUUUGAGAAGAUGAUUUCUGGGAUGUAUUUUGCGAAACUUUUCUCAACUCUUUCGCAAUAUGAUAUGCCCUAGGAAAACUGCAGUUCAUUUUUUCACAGGCAUCACAGCUAGAAGGUUAUGCUUCUGAUCAAGGAUGGAAAUGAUCAAGCCACAAAUCUGCUCAUGCGAGAGCAUCGUUGUCGAAAAGAAAACAUCAAAACAUUCUGCCAAAACAGAUCAUUCAUGUACAGGGAUGGAUCAAGCUUCUCAAGCUGAAGCAAGAACCUAAUCAGCUUCUGUAUUUUAGACUUUAGUAUAGAUAUUGAUCUCUAAAAACAAAGACAGUAGCUGCUAGAGCGAUACCAUGUAGCCAAUAUAUAUCUUUGCUAUAGGCAUCUCACUAUUUUCGAUAAACAAUGUGGAUGCCCUGCUGUUAUCAUAAUACUAGCAAUAUUUUGUAAUCGAUUUUGUAAUUAUGGAGCAGAUACUUGAAAC